AUGGCCGACUUCCAACCCAAAAGCAUUCUUAUCUUUGGUGCAACAGGCACUAUUGGCCGGUACAUCACCAAGGCCAUAGUAAAUGCCCAGCCGGCGUUCGAUCAUGUCACUAUCUUCACCUCCGAAGACACAGUUUCCAAGAAACAGGAUUUCAUUCAGGAGCUGAAAUCAAAGGCUGUGAAUAUUAUCACAGGUGAUGUCAACAAUGAAGAAGACGUUAAGAAAGCAUACAAGGGCAUCGACACCGUCGUUAGUGCCGUGGGAAGAAACGUCAUCGAAACGCAAAUCAAGCUAUUCAAGCUCGCAUCCGAAUCAGACUCGGUGAAAUGGUUCUUCCCUUCUGAAUAUGGAACGGAUGUUGAGUAUGGACCUCAGAGUGCUGAUGAGAAGCCGCAUCAGUUGAAGCUCAAAGUGAGGAAGUAUAUCCGGGAGAAUGCCAAUGGACUCAAGUAUACUUUUGUGGUUACUGGGCCGUACAUUGAUAUGUACUUUACCUUCAACCCUGAUAUUCCUGAGGCUGGUGGUUUUGAUUAUGAGGGAAAGAAAGCUGUUUUGAUUGAUACUGGAGAGGGAAAGAUUGGAUUUACGACUAUGCCAGAUGUUGGAAAAGCUGUAGUAGCAGCCCUUCAUCAUCCCUCUGAGUCAUUUAACAAAGCUUUGAAAGUACAAUCCUUCGUCGUCACCCCAAGGGACAUUUUGAAAGAGCUGGAGAAGCAGACAGGAGGUGAUUCAUGGACUGUUGAAACCUACAGUCUUGAUGAGUUGAGAGAGGCAGAGAAGAAGGGAUGGGCCGAAGGAAACUCCAAUGCUACUUUGUAUACGCUGCGUCGUAUCUGGUCUGAGGGUGGGACUCUUUAUGAAAAGACGGACAAUGAGACGAUUGGGCUGAAGGAUGAGGACCUUGAGACUCUGAGGGAUGCGGUCCAUAGACGACUGACGACUGGCUAUUGA
Molecule: messenger RNA, 951 nt
Organism: Fusarium coffeatum
Lineage: Eukaryota; Fungi; Ascomycota; Sordariomycetes; Hypocreales; Nectriaceae
Exons: 2
Coding region: 1-951 (316 amino acids)
Molecular function (GO): oxidoreductase activity
Source: RefSeq, a predicted model, not a curated record